AUGUUUGCUUCCUCUUUCAAUCCCGCUGUCCGACCUCCCUCCCGUGGUGGAGCAGCCAAGAAUUAUUUCCUCCCGGUCCCGUCGGGCUUCUCUCUCCAGGUCUUCAAGGCUCCGACGAUGUCUACACGUCCAUAUGCAGCGAAAGUGGACUUAGACUACCGUCCUAUGACACGGGCAAACUCUCAGUCCAGACAACAGUCCGGACACGUUCCUCGCCAGCAGGAACCCACGAGGAAGCUAUUAAAGGCUCCUCCGCCCGAGGAGCCAGGCUUCACUAAGCGAUCGUACGAGCACAAGCCUAGCUCCGGGAGAUACGCUAUUCACGCCGGACCUGUGCCCGACACAUACAUUUAUGAGCGCUCGAUAUCGUCCAAGGCUGGAUACCCCUACUCGCCUUCUGACGUAACGAGCGAAUGCGACUCUAUAUUCUCAGUCAACACACAGAUCUCCUCCGGCUCGUCGAGCAGCAGCGUCACGGAUAGCCCCCAAAAUACACGGAUGCUUCAGAUCAGAGCUGCAUCGCCAAGCUCUGAACAACUACGUUCGCGUUCACCCCCUUCUUACCACCCCAGGGGCAUGUCAACUUUCCCACUAGGGCAUUCGUGCCCUUCAUGUGGUGAGGCGAGUUCUCCGCCCAGAACAUCAUCCAUGACUACUAAUAAGGGGAACUACAUCCAUUAUCCUUCACGUCCACUCCCUACGCCCCCAGUGAGCGCCAGAGUACGUAAGGACAGCAUUCUUCUGGCGAGCGAACGCUCUAUUAUGUCAUAUGACACCCGCCAGCACUCAACAUCCCUAAAGCAUGGUGAACGCGUGCCGUUCCCGGCUCCACCGGUAGACGAGCAAGGGAGAAACAGCAUGGGAAUCCACCCAUCGCGCUCAUCGUCCCUCAAGGGGAACCUCUCCAUUACUAUUCCACCACCUCCAGGGCUUGGAUUUGGUCCCCGGUGGUCAUUACGAGCCUUGCCGCAGCGGGCGAUGUGCCCCGCUGCAGUUGCACGGUCUGUGCGGUGGUGUGAUGACUUGAUAUGUCCAUCGCCUAUAUUCCCGAACCAGAGAAGGAAGGGUUGGUUCAAUCGCAGAGGAGACCAGCUCUGGCGAAACGAUGGUUACUACCGGACACCAGCACCAGAAGACGCGUACCCUCCUGAUCUUGAGGGCUACCCAGAGCCUGGAUGUGGGUGGCAGAAUGAGGAAGGAACUCGCAUUGACAUCAGUCAUCGUCUGAUACCCAAACCUCCCCUGCGCUCUGUAUUGAAGCCAACGAAUUAUAAGUGUCAGGAUGGUAUUAUCGCUGGUUACCUCACCGCUGCCCCCUCCUCGCCGACCUCUGACGACGAGUGA
Molecule: messenger RNA, 1344 nt
Organism: Suillus subaureus
Lineage: Eukaryota; Fungi; Basidiomycota; Agaricomycetes; Boletales; Suillaceae
Exons: 4
Coding region: 1-1344 (447 amino acids)
Source: RefSeq, a predicted model, not a curated record